AUGCUCACCCCCAGCUCCUCUCUGAUGCCAGAGCAAACCACGGGAGCAGCAGGAAGCCUCCAGAACCUGAAGAAAUUUAACAGCCAGGACUUCAGAGACCUGAGAGCCUUGUGCCUGAGUCAAGGGCUGCUCUUUGAGGAUGCCACCUUCCCUGCUCACAUCAGCUCCAUUGGUCCCACCCUGCUCCCAGAGGAAAAGCUCUGGCAGAUCCAAUGGAAGAGGCCAACGGAAUUUCAGAGAAAUCCUUAUUUGAUCAGAGAUGGAGUUAGCAGAUUUGACAUCAUGCAAGGAGAAAUAGGUGACUGCUGGAUGCUGGCUGCCCUGGGCUCCCUGACACUGAGAAAACACUUUUUGGAAAAUGUUUUACCCAAGGACCAAGGAUUCCAGGAUGAUUAUGCUGGGAUUUUUCAUUUCCGGUUCUGGCAAUAUGGAGAAUGGGUGGAUGUAGUGAUAGAUGACCGGCUGCCAUUCCUAAAUGGAAGAUACCUGUCUGUACACCCCCGAACUUCAAAUGAAUUCUGGCCAUCCCUGCUGGAAAAAGCUUAUGCCAAGCUACAAGGCUCCUACCAGAACUUGAAUGGAGGUUACCUUUCAGAUGCUUUAGUAGACCUCACAGGUGGAGUCCAAGUGCAGUUUUCAUUGAAGGACCCACCUCCUGAUCUGGAGGAGAUCCUGAAAGCAGCUGACAAAUCUCGGUGUCUCAUGGGGUGCAGCACCUCAGGCCAGUCAAGGAGGAACAUAGAGCUGAGGAAUGGGAUUGUACAGGGCCAUGCCUACACCAUCACAGGAGCUGUGAAGAUCCCUUACAAGAAUGGCUGGAAACAUAUCAUCAGGAUCUGGAAUCCAUGGGGCCAUGGGGAGUGGAAGGGGCCCUGGAGUGAUAAGUCUCCUCAAUGGGACCAUGUUGAGCCUAAAUACAGAGAAGCCCUCCUCAGAAAUAAGGAUGAUGGAGAAUUCUGGAUGUCCUGUAAGAACUUCCAGGAGCAGUUUUCAUGGCUGUAUAUAUGUAACAACACCCCAACAUUUCUGGACUUUGGAGAUGAGCCCUACACAACGUGGUCUCUGAACAGCUACACCAACCUGUGGAGGCCAGGCCUUCCCACCAGGAGGAACCGCUAUUCCUCAGGUGCAGCUUCAACAAACCCUCAGUAUUUUUUCAAAGUGCUAGAUCACAACCCAAAAACCUGUAAUGUAGCAAUUUCACUCAUGCAAAAACACGCUGAGCAUGUGCAGGAUGAAAAAAACCUGAAGAUUGGCUUUUUCAUUACCACGGAGAACUCCAGAGUUCUGAAGCAAAUCUUUCUCCGGAUUCGAGAUGUGACCAGCUACUUUAUCCUGAGCCCAGGAACCUAUGCCGUUGUUCCUGCUGCAACAGAGGACCAGGAAUUCGAAUUUCUCUUACGAAUUUUCAUAAAGAAUCAAGACUACCAUGAGAACUCAAACUCCCCGACCAGCCCAGUGCUGUCAAUGGAUGUACCAAGACAGAACCAGGACAUCUCCUAUAAGGCUCUUUUCCUAAGAUACGCUAAGCAGGGCUCAACUAUUGAUGCCUCGCAGCUGCAACAACUCCUUAAUGAAGUGAUCUUGCAAGAUGAAAUGACCAGCCUGGGAGGGAGAUUCAGCUUUGAUUCAUGCAGAGGCAUUUUAGCUCUGAUGGAUCUCAACUCGAACGGAAGACUCACCCUGCAGGAGUUCGGGAGCCUCUGGCGAAGUCUCACUAAGUACAUGGAUAUCUUCUUCAAGGAAGACAGAAACCAUUCUGGAUUUCUUGAUGUUGCUGAACUGAAGAAUGCGAUACAGGCAGCAGGUCUGGCCAGCGACGCGCAGCUGCUGCGCCUGAUGAUGCUGCGCUACGGCGAUGCCUCCGGCAGGGUUGGCUUCUCCGACUUCGUGUGCUGCAUGCUGCGCCUCGACACCAUGACCCAUGCAUUCCAAAACUUAGCAGAGGGUGGAUCACAAAUUUUGAUGACAGCAAUGGAGUGGCUGACUCUUGUCAUGUACACCUAG
Lonchura striata (white-rumped munia) is the source of this 2007-nucleotide messenger RNA. Lineage: Eukaryota; Metazoa; Chordata; Aves; Passeriformes; Estrildidae. The record is from RefSeq and is a predicted model, not a curated record.